UUUAGGUUGAGGUCAGCAGCCUUGCUCUAGGCUUGAGUACAAUGAAAGCCUUUCUGGCCCUAGGAAUCCUGUGCCUCCUUUUCUGUCUGGUUUGGGCCCAAGAAAAAUCGGUGGAAACGACAUGUAGUCAAUAUGUGCUCUGGGUUUUUGUGAAGAAAGACCUGUUUGGUGAUGGUACAUUUGUGGCAUCUCACGAGUUGUUUCUUGGGUUUUACUGUCCUGUUACUCAAGUUCUAGAGAAUCAUUAUGAGCUACAGUACCUUGUGGUACACUGUGGGAUCAGGAAAAUGGUUUAUGAAACUUAUACUAGAUAUGACAGUACUCUCCUCUAUAAUCCGUGGAAUACAAAUGGUCCUUGGCCGCCACUUGUGUUUUCUUUGACGUGCAUACUGCCUAGGAGAAGACGUAUUCGGAAUGUUCAUGUCUCUCCUCCCAAAUCAACUCCUGUGUCAAACCAAAAGAACAGUCCUCAAAAGACCGAACAGAGUGUUAGCAGACUGACCGACUGGGAUUUGGUCUCAUGCCACCUACUAGGGAGGAACCUGUUCGAACUUCUGAAAGUAGCUCAAGAAAUGAGAGACUUACUUCUCACCCCUCAUUUGAUCUCUGUUGUAUGCUGGAAGCAAGAUCAGCAGCCUUGUCCUGGAAUCUGUUGUCACAAAGACCCUUCUGGGAUUAGGAGUCUUAAGAAUUUUAAUCUGUCUGACUUGGACCAAAGAAGAAUUAGGGUAUCGUGCUCAUUGGAUUUAGAAGAUUUUACUCCCUUUCUACCUCCUGUGAUUGACUAGGAAAAUAAUAUUUCCACAGUGGAGGGUGGUAUUGUUGGAUUCUUUUUCUGGAUUCCACUUGCAGGGACUGAGUUCUUCAUAUUCUGAUUCUGAAUUCUACACGCCACUACUCCAUCUGUUGUGGAGAUAUGAGGCUGACUGUUUACUGAGAUAUUUCCUUAGGAAGAAGUUGGCUUCAGAGCAUCUAAAGAGCCCAUUCAAGCGUACGAGGCUCCCAACUCAGAUGGAGACCCACAAGAAUUCAGAAUUACAAAGCUUGUCUUCAGAAAUGUCUCGAGAGAUUUUAAAAUUGCAUUCAUUUUAAAUAAAUAUACCCCUUUGCUCAUU
Sarcophilus harrisii (Tasmanian devil) is the source of this 1115-nucleotide messenger RNA. RefSeq lists its product as uncharacterized. NCBI's taxonomy places the organism in Eukaryota, Metazoa, Chordata, Mammalia, Dasyuromorphia, Dasyuridae. Bases 42 to 788 code for a protein of 248 amino acids. The record is from RefSeq and is a predicted model, not a curated record. The transcript is spliced from 8 exons.